This is a messenger RNA of Spea bombifrons (plains spadefoot toad), 1566 nucleotides long. It is a transcript of the gene PRODH2, whose product is annotated as proline dehydrogenase 2. Gene Ontology annotation, molecular function: FAD binding; proline dehydrogenase activity. Gene Ontology annotation, cellular component: mitochondrion. The coding region runs from base 3 to 1448 and encodes 481 amino acids. The record is from RefSeq and is a predicted model, not a curated record. Lineage: Eukaryota; Metazoa; Chordata; Amphibia; Anura; Pelobatidae. The transcript is spliced from 10 exons.
GAAUGUUAUCUGACAUUGUUGUCAGACGGCGGUGGCAGCGUGACAUGUGGCUCCUGUACAGGUGCGCGCGUUUCGGAUGCCCCCGUCCUCCCUCCAGAGCCUGGGCCCCGGGACUGUCCCAUAGACGGGCCGCGGCUCGGACGGCAUCAGACCAGGAGCCGAAAGGCGCCCUCAGCUUUUCUGAUGGGAAGGCGUUCAGGCUGAAGAGCGGAUGGGAGGUGGUACGGGGUCUCCUCAUAUUUAGGAUGUGUUCCGUGCCGAGUCUGGUGAGGAACUCCGAGAAGCUGAUGUCUGUGUCUCGAAGACUGCUGGGCCGCCGUCUCUUUGAAUGGGGGAUGAGAGGCUCGGUUUACGGUCAGUUCGUUGCUGGAGAGACUCUUCCUGAGAUCCAAGAGUGUGUCGGGAGACUCAGAAAGCUGGGCAUCCGGCCCAUGUUGGCAGUGCCCAUUGAGGAGGAUCUCGGAGAAAGCAAAAGCGGCGAACGCUGGUACGAGCAGAACGAGAAGGUCAUGAUGGAAUGCGUGGACCUCUCCUCUAGCGGCGGAGACCGGCCCAUGAUGCAGCUGAAGAUCACAGCUCUGAUGAGCGCUGACCUGUGUAAGCGUUUGUCUCUUUGCCUGGCCGACCCGUCGCUGGGAAAGCAGCUCAGCCUCCAAAGGCUUGUGGCGGUCAUGGAAGGGGAGGACUCUACGUUCCCCUUCCUGAGCGAGGAGCAGAACCUGCACUUGGAGAACUCGGUGCGGCGGCUGAGCCGGAUCGGGAAGCAUGCCCGCGCCAGCCGUGUGCGUGUUCUGGUGGAUGCCGAAUACACAUACAUGAACCCAGCACUUGGUUUGGUUACUAUGGUGAUGAUGGCCCAGUGCAACCAAUCAGAGCCCUGGAUUUGGAAUACUUACCAAUGUUACCUACAGGAGACCUUCUCAAAUCUCUCCCGGGAUCGGAAUACGGCGGGGGAUCUGGGUCUGUGUUUCGGGGUCAAGCUUGUGCGCGGCGCUUAUAUGGACAAAGAGCGCAAGCUGGCGAGAGAGAAGGGUUACGGCGACCCCGUCCAACCUGACUGGGAGGCCACCAAUAGAAGUUACCAGCAAUCUCUGGAUAAAAUGCUGGAUCUGAUUGGACAAGACGGGAAGCGGUAUAACAUCAUCAUAGCGAGUCACAACGAGGAAUCUGUCCUCCACGCCGUCAGCCGGGUGGCAGAACUUGGCAUCGACAAGCAGAGCGGGGCCGUGUGUUUUGGGCAGCUGCUGGGCAUGUGCGAUCACGUGUCCCUCACCCUCGGUCAGGCCGGGUACCUGGUUUAUAAGUCAAUUCCUUACGGUUCUGUCGGCUCGGUUCUGCCCUAUUUGGUCCGUAGGGCCCAGGAAAACCAAAGCGUCCUACAGGGGAUCAGGAAAGAGAGGGAUCUCCUACGCCGAGAACUUUGGAGGAGAUUACUUUGCCGGAAUUAGGACAAUCUCCAGUCUGCAUGUAAAAGCAGGGGAAGGCGGCAGGGAGACAGAAGACAUUAGAAAGAGACUCUCAUCAUUUUUUAUUCCUGGUAUCAGAUUAAAAAUAAUUUUUCAAAAA